AUGAUUUAUUUCUCCAGGUGCUUCGUAACCUUGAUUCAAUCAAGAGCGGAUGUGCCGGGCUUAUUGACCAACAUAGUGACGGAAGGAACUAAAGUGAAACUGAGGGAUGAGCGGGAUUUUAGUGCUCUUAGUCUCCCGUCUGGCUUUUCUUACGAUCUACUUCCGGUCGGCCAGCAUCAGACACCACCGGAAGUGAGAGACCGCAAACUGGCCAAAAUCAAGGAAAUCCUAGAUGCGACUGCGGCAGACGGUGAAGACCCGUUUGAUGAGGAGAAACUCAAGAUUCAGCUCGUGCAACUCAUGUGGGUGCAGCAGGUUCACAAGGAAGCCAAGCGAGACCCAUUCAAAGUCAUGAUGAAGAAGAUCAAGUACGACUCCUUACCCCCGACGACGACGUGAGAAGUACUGCAGACGAGGAGUACUGUUUCUCGGUUUCCAACAUAGACUAUAUCCAAGAAUUCAAUUUGGUUUAUUCCAAAUAUACACAUCUUGAGUUUUUCGGAUUUUUUUUUUUGCUGUUGCGAUAAUUCCAGGCGGAGGAAUGAAAAGGAUGUUUUUUUUUCUUCAUCAUGUAUAUAUAAA
This is a messenger RNA of Notodromas monacha, 582 nucleotides long. Lineage: Eukaryota; Metazoa; Arthropoda; Ostracoda; Podocopida; Cyprididae. The record is from the annotation of a GenBank genome assembly.